Messenger RNA from Fragaria vesca subsp. vesca, 537 nucleotides. RefSeq names its product metal tolerance protein 5-like. The transcript is spliced from 2 exons. NCBI's taxonomy places the organism in Eukaryota, Viridiplantae, Streptophyta, Magnoliopsida, Rosales, Rosaceae. The record is from RefSeq and is a predicted model, not a curated record. The coding region runs from base 254 to 475 and encodes 73 amino acids.
UUUAUGAUUACAAGCCAACUCAUGCUUCUCUAAGCUAGUCCCUCAUCUGGGUAUUUGCCAAAUGAACAUGCUUAUGGUUUGUGAGGCUGAAGCAAGCUCGGUUGCUUAGCCUUGAACUGAGUAGACAUGGAACAGGAUGGGGAAGUGAUUUGAUUGAAUCAUUUCAUUACAUGUCUUCUCGUUUUCUUUUUCUGUCUACAGUUAUGAUAUUUGUCUUAAUGAUGCUUCACCUCUAGAAACUUGUAAAAAAAAAAUGCAGGGAAUCCUUGUUUUUGCUUCUGUCAUGGCAACUCUGGGACUGCAGGUCAUCUUAGAGUCUAUGCGCACCCUAUUUUUUUAUGAAGAUGAGUUCAACUUAACCAAGGAUCAUGAGCGAUGGGUUGUGGGUAGUAUGCUCGGUGUCACUCUGGUGAAAUUGCUUCUGAUGCUUUACUACCACACUUUCUCCAACAAAAUAGUCAAAGCCUAUUCCUAGGAUCAUUUCUUUGAUGUUGUCAUCAACAUCAUUAGUCUGGUUGCUGUGCUCCUUGCUAAUUA